Molecule: messenger RNA, 675 nt
Organism: Fusarium pseudograminearum CS3096
Lineage: Eukaryota; Fungi; Ascomycota; Sordariomycetes; Hypocreales; Nectriaceae
Exons: 3
Coding region: 1-675 (224 amino acids)
Cellular component (GO): membrane
Source: RefSeq, a predicted model, not a curated record
AUGGUCGACAAAAUCUUUCUCACGACGGUCUGCGCCGAUAUUCUCUUUCUAGGAUCGGGUGUGAUGGAGCUGGUUUUCUCGCUGGUCGUAAGGAGCCAAAUGAACGAUAUGGCAACCGAUGGAGAAUCUGCCACAAGGAAUCUGUUGUAUCAGAGGUUUCCUUUGACUGCGGGUAUUGUCAAUGCCAUAUUCAUUCUCGUCACUUUUGCCGCCACCUUGCCAGGACUUGUUAUGCCCGCUCGCAGUUUUCUCAAGGUUUCGGGAUACAUGGUGACGGUGUGCUCGAUAUUCACCAUGUGUGUGGCUGUAUUUCUCUGGGUCAUGACCUUGAGAAUGAAGGAGCAAUUCUUCAACAUCUACAUUGAGCAGGACCCGGAAGUGCAAAGCCUGAUCCAGAACUCUUUCCAAUGCUGCGGUUACAACAACAGCACAUCACCCGCUUUUGUUAUGGACUCAACAUGUACCAGCCCUGCUAGCUCAGCUCUGCUGCGUGGGUGUGCCACGGCCAUCUCCAGUUUUGCCAAUCUGCAUAUCGACGGUAUAUUUACUGUCCUCUUUGGCCUAGUUGGCAUCGACGCUAUCUUUGUUCUGUGCAUUGCCUGUCUACUCAAGGACCGCAAGGAGCGUGAGCGUUACCGACACAUCGACGAGAAGUCAGGCUACCGACAGAUUUAA